This is a messenger RNA of Candida albicans SC5314, 663 nucleotides long. RefSeq lists its product as uncharacterized. Bases 1 to 663 code for a protein of 220 amino acids. The transcript has a single exon. Lineage: Eukaryota; Fungi; Ascomycota; Pichiomycetes; Serinales; Debaryomycetaceae. The record is from RefSeq and is a predicted model, not a curated record.
AUGAAAAAAAAAAAUUUCGCACCACUUUCUUUUCUUUGGUUAAUUAUGUCUGACAAUAUUUUGAGAGAUAGGUUGGGGCCAGAGAAGUUUGAAAAGGCCGUUGAGUUUUAUGAUGCAGAUCAGAAGUUGACUCCAGAAGAUAGAGUACAAAUACGUGAUGAUUUGAAGCUGGUUUUGGUGGGCGAUAAUCUUGCAAGUUAUGGGUCCGGAUUGAUCGGGUUUCUAAUGCCCACUAUAUAUAUGAGGUUUUUCAAGAAGGGGCUGGUCAAUGCAAAGUCGUUUUUUCAGAAACCGUUAUUGUCGGGGGCAAUUGGGGUAGCCAAUAUGAUGGUGACACACCGGAUUUACUCCAAGAAGUUGUUUGAUGAGAAAGUUAGCCUGGGGUUACCGGAACGACAAUUGAAUGUAUGGAAAGCAAUGGAACAGCGUCUGUUGGGGGUGUAUAUGUUUUAUUAUGCCAAGACGGCCCAGGAUCCAAAGUUUAAGUUGGAAGAUCCCAGAGAGUAUACGGAGGAGAACCGGCUCAAAGUGAGAUUUGAUCCAGAAAAAUAUAAAGAAGGUCAUCCUCACGACGAGUUAUCGACGUGGGACAGGAUCCGUCUUUCCAAUGGGUAUGACAUAACUGAAGAAAAGUCGGCCUGGGACGAGAUUAGGAGUAAAUAG